Molecule: messenger RNA, 3608 nt
Organism: Odontomachus brunneus
Lineage: Eukaryota; Metazoa; Arthropoda; Insecta; Hymenoptera; Formicidae
Product: casein kinase I
Exons: 6
Coding region: 428-1480 (350 amino acids)
Biological process (GO): negative regulation of canonical Wnt signaling pathway; peptidyl-serine phosphorylation; signal transduction
Cellular component (GO): nucleus; cytoplasm
Molecular function (GO): protein serine/threonine kinase activity; ATP binding
Source: RefSeq, a predicted model, not a curated record
GGAACAGCCAGUCGCUCUCGUGUCCGCAGCGAAAGGGAAAAUGUCGGCGCGCUGUCGGUGCGCCCGUUCGUGCCACUGCCAGUGACUCCUCGCCUCCGACGCGGUGUGCAACGCGCGAUAUCUCGACCGUAACAUCGAGCAUCCCGACGUAGGUGACCUUAUCUGUCAAAAUUCGGUCCGAAGAGCGUGCUGAUACGCCCCGGUCGGUCCGUGCCACGAUUUGAGUCGACUUGCGCGCGCGAGAAAGAGAACGAGAGAGAGACCGAGGGAGAAAGUGAGAUCGCGGCACAAGUGGGAGAAAGAUAAAGAGAGACGGAGGCUAGGUGCAAAACUACACCGCCGUAUAGGGGACGCAGUGCUACGAGGGUAGAGCCAGACAGUGAGAAGGAGGAGAAGGAGAGAGAAGGCACACCGAGAGAGUAGUGACAUGGCGUCGUUAGCGAUGUCAAUAGCAAAGAAUGAGUUUAUUGUGGGGGGCAAGUACAGGCUGAUGAGGAAGAUCGGCUCGGGCUCGUUCGGCGACAUUUACCUCGGCAUCAACAUCUCCAAUGGCGAGGAAGUUGCAGUUAAGUUGGAAAACAUGAGAGCCCGACACCCGCAGCUUUUAUAUGAAUCAAAGUUGUACAAAAUAUUACAUGGCGGUAUAGGAAUACCGCAUGUACGCUGGUAUGGCCAAGAACGUGAAUAUAAUGUUCUUGUUAUGGAUCUUCUUGGACCUUCUUUGGAAGAUCUUUUCACUUUCUGUUCAAGAAGGUUUACAAUUAAAACAGUCUUGAUGUUGGCAGAUCAGAUGAUUGGUAGAAUUGAAUAUGUUCACUGCAAACACUUUAUUCACAGAGAUAUAAAGCCAGAUAAUUUUUUAAUGGGAAUUGGACGGCAUUGUAACAAGCUAUUCCUAAUCGAUUUUGGACUGGCUAAGAAGUAUAGGGAUAGUCGUACAAGACUGCACAUAAUAUAUCGUGAAGAUAAAAACUUAACUGGCACCGCAAGGUACGCUUCUAUUAAUGCGCACCUUGGGAUUGAACAGAGUCGUCGUGACGAUAUGGAAUCACUUGGUUACGUCCUUAUGUACUUUAACCGAGGAUCAUUACCCUGGCAAGGUCUCAAGGCAGCAACAAAGAAACAAAAGUAUGAGAAGAUUAGUGAGAAGAAAAUGUCCACACCAGUAGAAGUUUUAUGCAAGGGAUUUCCCGCCGAAUUCGCGAUGUAUUUGAAUUAUACGAGAGGCUUGCGUUUCGAAGAAAGUCCAGAUUACAUGUAUUUACGUCAGCUUUUCCGCAUACUUUUCCGUACAUUAAACCAUCAGUACGAUUAUACAUUUGAUUGGACAAUGUUGAAGCAAAAAGGGAAUAGCACUCUUAGCGGUGGAGUAGCAACAGCUGGACCAGGUCCAUCUCAAGGUGCUCAGGGUACUCAAGGGCAAGGACAAAGCCAAGGUCAGGCACCUACUCAGGCCAACGCUCAAUCAGGAGCGCGCUAAGACUAUAACUCCAGAUCGUAGCAACAACCUUGAUUGCGAUCACUGAAGUGUUUUAUACGAAAGGUAUUGAACUUCUUACAAAUUGUUCAUUCAAAGAGUCGUAUCAGUCAAGGCUCUAAUUUCGCGGAGAAAGGAGGAAAGAGACAGAAAGCGAGGGCGAAAGAGAGAAAGCGUAUGAAUUAUGUGAUUACAAAUGUAACAUUCUUAUAAUGCGACAUAGAGGAAGAGGUGUAUCACGUAAUUGCAGUUAUAUAUGAGAUACUUUGUGUAGCAUUGGUACUUAGAGUUUCGGUUGAUUGAACUCUUUGGAUUUGAAAUGCAAGUGAGACCAGCCAGCCAGAAAGUGGCAUAUGUUCUUUAUUUUGUUACUAUAUAUUUAAUUUACCAUUACAAUAAUUGAAAAAGAAAUAAAGGUUUUGAUGUCCUGAGAAGAUUUUUGUAAACGGAUACACGUGGUUAACCUCGAAUGCGAAUAGUCGAUUAGAUCGGAGGUUUGCUGUAUAAUUUUCAUGGAGAGAAAGAGAGGACAUUCAGACCAUUCUUGUGGUGAUCCUGUAAAAUUUUAUAUCUAUACAAACGGAAACGCGACGUGAGAAAAUACGCGAGUGUCUUGUGAGAGAGAGUAUGAGCACUAUCGUAAGGCGAACUGACAACUUGCUUCCUAAAUUUUCUUUUGUCUUCAGUGUAUAGUGUGAGCAUACGUGGAGUACGUGGAGUGUUGAGAAAAUGUUAAUAUUUUUCUUAUCAGGGUGAUAUAUAUCGAUAGCGCCAAGGAUAUCAUUCAACGUAUCUCUGACGCGUUCGAACUGAAUAACUUUUUUUUACAUGUAUAAACGAUGAUGUCUCCCCGAUAUGAUAUUGACAAGUAACGUUUAAAGAUACCGUAAUAUUAAGGCAACCACCUAAUUUUUAAGUAUCUACUACCGACUACUAUAUCGCGUAACAGAACGAGUAACUGUAUGGAGAAACGAACAAAUGAUUAACGAUUCUAUCAUAAGGAUAUUCCUCAAUUUACUCUCUUUCUGUCUGUGAAUAUGUUUACUCGAUCGCAGAAAUAAAAUUAUCGCUAAAGGAAAAGAGAGAACGUUGAUUAGUGCGAGCUAGUUACAGGCUUACUUUCGUCUAAAAGAGAUAUAGAUGAAGAAAGAUAGAGAGAAAAAAACUCGUCUGAAAAGUACUCCUGUAACUCAGUUUAGCUGAACAAUUCUUCCGUAUAUAGUUUUAAUAGCUGAGACUGUGUAGCUGUUUCACACGUGCUGUUGCUUCAAUAUUAAAUUUGAUAUUUUAUGUAGACAUGCGACUUCAUAUUUCAUAAUCGAGCAUUUUUCGUACAUAUACACACCUUCAUAUAUAACACACACAUAUACACAACAUUGAGAAAAGUCAUUUCGACAGUCUGAAUACUUAUCGAUAUCGACAAUUAUUAGGGAACACGAUUAUCUCUCUUUAUCUCGCGUUUAAGGUUUUAGUUAUAUUAUUCAUUCUAGCUGCUAAACUUCACGUCCAUGCUCUGCGAACAUUAGUUCCAAAAAGGAGAAGUUAUAAUCACACACACACCUUUAACGAAUAAUAUUAGUGUGUCACGUCCUCGUCGUGGAAGGUACUAUCAGUCGUCCGGUCAGCCUUAAUACGAACUGCGAUGUACGAUUGCGAAAAUAAAUUCGACUCCGGAAAUCUCCAAGCUUAUAUAUUAUAAGGAAGUGGAUUACACCGCCUGACGGACAUUUUCUUUUGAGACCGAGAACGAAAAAGCUACAACCAUCCUCGAUCGAAUGCGUGGUUAAUUAUUAUUAUUAUUAAAGAGAAUAAAUGAAAGUGUAAAAGAGUGCGCGCAUUGCUAUGCUGUGAGAGGAAUGAAUGAGCGAGUAAGUUAAUAAAAACAACUAACGAUAUAUGCACUUAAUACUAUCUGCUGUGUGUAUGUGUAUGUAUAUACACAUAUAUAUAUACUAUAUGAAAAGAGUGUAUGUGUAUAUACAUAUCGCACAUACGCAUAUCUGUAUGUAUAAUAAAAUUGUGACAGUAAUUAAGGCAUACGUUAUUUCAUAAAUACUGAAGAAUACAUCAACGGUUUACUGCUCUCCUUUUGUCUUUACUAAUAAAAGAAUUAGAAUAUUGUACUAUAUAA